Gilbertella persicaria is the source of this 1965-nucleotide messenger RNA. RefSeq lists its product as uncharacterized. The record is from RefSeq and is a predicted model, not a curated record. Lineage: Eukaryota; Fungi; Mucoromycota; Mucoromycetes; Mucorales; Choanephoraceae. The transcript is spliced from 4 exons. Bases 59 to 1939 code for a protein of 626 amino acids.
CUUUUACACAUUUCUCGGCUUAACAAAACAGAGAGAAAAGAGAGUGAAAGAGAGAGAUAUGCAAGAUUCUCUAUUUAAACUGUUUGGCUCUGUCAAACUGAUACAAGAAGUGACAAGGUCAAACCAGUCUAAUACGACGUCUGUCUCUAUAGACACUGAAGCAAACACUACACCUAUACCAACCUCAUCUCCAACAACUCGAUCCACAACAGAACAAAAGCCACUCAUCCCAACACCUAUACCCAGCCUACUUCCCAGCAAAUCCCGAGCCAAGUCUUAUACUCGAAAAAAUGCUAAAUACAUGCGUCAUCAUCGCACUCGCUCCUUUAGCACCAAAAUGUCAAAGAGUAAAUCACAAAAAUUAUUGUGUUUAUGGCCAUUGCCUCUUGUCACUCGCUAUAUGAUUGGAAUGGCUUUGUGUAUCUCCACACUUCAUUUUUUUGAUUUACUCAGCCUGUCUUGUGCUGCACCUUCGUAUGUCAUCCAUCGUCUGGAUAUCAAAAACUUGGUCCUUUCACCCUUUUUGUUUGAUUGGACAGUGCCAAGUAUGGUCCUGUAUGGUUGGAACAUGUUGAUCUUGGGAUUAUUUGAAGAAUCCUUGGCUCAUAUGGUGGGUGGUUCUUGUCGAUUUGUUGGCCUCUUGGGCUUUUUGUUCUCUGUCGUCUCUGGCUUGCGUAUCUUGUUAGGUUUCAUUUUCUCUAAAUCUACAGGUUGGGCUGUUCCUUCUUUGUUCUUUAGUAAUUCAAUGCAUGAGUGUAGUCAAGGACUUUCUCCGUUUUUGUUUGCGCUACUUGUUGUUCAAUCACUCAGCAUAGAGGAUAAAUAUAUAUUGAUCUAUGGACAAGAAGAAUCAAACAACAAAAUCACAGUUCGAAAAGUGACAUUGCAACUCUUGAUGUGUUUAGCCAAUUACAUGACCAAGAAUAUCUUGUGGUGGUCCAUGUCUGGCCUUAUCACUGGCUUCAUCACCACAGUCUUACUUCAGACCAUCUUGGUGUUUGAAAAACGGACAGAUUCGACCAAAGUGAAAGAUGUUGCUGAAUUUGUAGCAUUAGAACGGUACCGUCGUACACCCCUUUGGCGAUUGAUUUGGGGGGCUGUUCAAAAGGGCAUCUGGGUUGUUGGACUCACGGUGCCUAUCUUGUUAGCCUGCAAUGCCUAUUACACCCGCGAGUUUAAAGUAACUUCAGCAGAACUCAACAGUAUCUCACAAGAUCCGUAUUUGUUUACUUUUGUGUUCAUGACAGCCCCUCGACGUGGUGAUCCUGCUUAUCUGGCAAGAACGAUUGAAUCCUAUUUAGCCAACUGGCCUGAAUAUCCUGCAGCUGAUUCACCUUAUCGUCGUAUGCAAGCCAUGAUUUAUACUCAUUUCUCUCAUCAUGCACAGUAUGAUAUUGCCCAAGCUUAUUUCUCCAAGACAGUUAAAGGUCAACGGUACUUAAGAUGGGUGCGUGAAGAAGGCGAAGAGUUAAACCAACGCCUUCAUGUCUCGAAAGCUUUGGAUUAUGUUGGACAGCAUUUUCAAAGUACUUAUUAUGCCUUAAUGGAAGAUGAUUUCCCUGUAUGUGGGUUACAAGAAUGGCAUGAAAUUGAAAAUGUGAUCUAUAAAUCAGAAAAAAAUGUACCUCAUCAUUGUGGUGUCUUUGUGGGUACAGGUGGAAGUGGUCUUUUCUUGAAACCUGAAUUGGCUCGUUUGACUUCUGAAUUACUCUUGACUUAUGUAGAUAUACCACCCGAUAUUAUUAUUCAAAAGUGCUUAAUGGGCCAAUUGCCCGAAUGUACUCGUUGUACUGAUUCUUUAGUGACAAGCAAGACAUUGCUCAUGUAUCAUAUUGGUUAUAAUACCUCUACAAGUCAAGAUAGAGUGUACAAAAAAAACGAAUUUCAAUGUGGAUGGCGUCACCCAUUUAAUGGUGAUCCCAGUGUCAUUACACUUUAAUAUAUAUUUAUCAUAGACUUAUUAUU